CCGGCCCGAAUAAUUCGUAGGGUAGUGAGAUGGGAAGGAAAGGGUGCCGACAAAAAUUAGAGCAAGGAAUCAAUGAAUCAUCAAAGAAAACACAAAAAAAAUACACCCGCUCUCUUGGGGCCCACUGUUUUGAGUGAAAGAGAAGUAGACCCAAUCCAAGAUGGGUUGGGACAUCCCGAGGGCCCACAAGAAGAAGAAAGGAAAAAACAUCCGGCCAGCGACCUCCCGAAACUCCGCCUUCGAAAGGCUGGGGGAUAGGGAGGAAGGCCAGAGGAAGUCAGCCAAGCAGAGGCUGGGGCAGAGUGUUGCCCAUGUCAGCGCAUUCGCCCGGCUAGGCGAGGUGCGGGAGGCCGAGCCUGCCCGCACCCGGCGCUCCCAGUCUAACCGGCAGGAGCCAGCGAGGACGAGGGCCUCCCACCAGGAAGGGGAGGCAAAAAGCCAGCCUAGGUUACCGGUGGCGAACCGGUUAACCAUCCCAAACGACCGCGUCCAGCAGAUGGAGGCAAAGCUGGAAAGGCUGGAAAAGAAGGUCGGAGAGAAGAAUGACCGGGACAAACCCCUGGCAGGGUCCCCAUUCACCACAAGGGUCCAUCUGACACCUUUCCCGCGAAAGGUCAAGAUCGACGCCCCCAGAUUCACCGGGAAGGAAGAUCCAGAAAUCCACCUGGACUCCUUCAACCAGAGUGCGACCAUGAACGGUUGCACCGAUGAAGAAAAGUGCCUACUUUUCUUCCAGACCUUGCGGAACCGAGCCACCGAAUGGUUCAAUAAGCUUCGCCCGGGAAGUAUUGACUCGUUCAGUGAUUUGGCCUCAAAGUUCAAGGCCAAGAGUUCUGCUGGAAAACCUCCAGCCACGUACCAAGAAGCCUACCAUACUGCGUGGGAGUUUGCUGAGGCUGAAACUCAACUCCGGGCAAAGAGGGAAGCUGAGCAUGGUCACAAGUCCAAGUCGGUGCAUGUCAAGAAGGAAGAAGCACCAGGACCUAGCCGGCCGAGGCACCACUAUGACCCCGUCAUCCGAGUGGUCAAUACGGAGGAAUGCCAAGAAGUCCGGAAAGCACCGGUCAUUCCUCCAGAAAACCCUACCGGUCAAGUAGGGCGGCAGUGGUCAGGCACCUAUUGUUCGUACCACAGGUCAGAUUCCCAUAACACCUCCGAAUGUAAGAGUAUUAAGGGAGUAAUCCGGCAGAUGAUAGACAGUGGAGAGCUGGGCAAGGAUUACUUGCAGAAAGCCCAAGAGAAGAGUCAUCAGUGGGUUAGGCCAGCUGCCCCAGGGAACGACCGGGAGAACGACCGGCGGAGGAAUAACCGGCCAAGGGAGCGGCAACCUGCUCCCGAAAAAGAGCACAUCGGCAUGAUCUUCGGCGGACCUGAGGGUGGAGAUUCAGCCGCGCAGCGGAAGAACUGGGUCCGGAGCAUUUACGUUGGAGAGGUAAGUGCUGAACCGCCCAGGCAUAAACAUACUAGGAGGGAGCCGAUCGUCUUUACUGACCGGGAUCUCCCUCCUACCGGUGAAGAUCACAAUGAUCCAUUGGUCAUCACCAUGGACAUUAACGGGGUGGAUGUCGCCCGGGUACUUGUUGACACCGGCAGCAGUGUCAACAUCUUAUACCUGGAGACCUUCCAAAAACCCAGGUUGUGUCGAACACAACUUGAACCCCUCAAAACCCCUCUCUCAGGCUUCACGGGGGACACCGUUGAAGCUGAAGGAUCCAUAGUUCUACCGGUCGAACUAGGAUCAGGUGAAAAGACCGUGUGGAAGAAGAUGCAGUUCAUAGUUGUGGACAUCAAAUGCGUCCACAACGCAAUUCUUGGAAGGCCAGGCAUCAAUAGAGUUGGGGCGGUGAUUUCCAUGCCUCAUCUAUGCAUGAAGUUCCACACUCCAGGUGGUGUGGGUGAGGUGAAGGGCGACCAGAGGAACGCCCGGGAGUGCUAUGCCCGGGCAGUCAAGAAGAUGACCAAGGGGGUCAAUGUCAUCUCCCAAGAGAUCACAAAGGGAGAGACCCAGGAGAAAUUGGAGCCCGAGGCCGAGAUGGUGGAAAUCGAACUUCACCCGGGUGAUUCUUCGAGGAUGGUCAGAAUUGGAGUAAAUCUCCCCGAGGAUCUCAAGGAGCAGAUUACCCGGGUCCUCCAAGAAUACGCGGGCAUAUUCGCAUGGAGCGUGGCGGAUAUGCCCGGGAUAGAUCGCUCUGUUAAUUGCCACCGGUUGGCUGUAAGGGAAAGAAGUCGACCGGUACGCCAAAAGAAGCGGUACCUGGCCAGUGACCGGAGAGACUUCGUCAAGAAGGAAGUGAAAUACCUUCUCAGUGUUGUGUUGCGAAAUUCAACAUCCUCCGGGAGGAUGGUGAAGUGGGCGAUGAUGUUAACUCAAUUCCACAUUGAGUACCGGCCAAGGUCGGCAAUUAAGGGACAGGCCCUAGCUGAUUUCCUAGUAGAAAUGACCGGUCUAACUCUAGACUUACCGGUCAACAAGCCCACUGAGCAAUGGUGGGAGAUGGCAGUUGACGGGGCAUCCGGUCCUAGAGGAUACGGGGGUGGUAUCGUGUUCACCACCCCAGAAGGGUUCAAGAUCUACCAUGCAAUCGUCUUCAACUUCAAACUAACGAACAAUGAGGCAGAAUAUGAAGCUCUGGCUGGAGGGCUCAGACUUGCCCAAGCCCUGAAAAUCAGCCGGGUCAGUAUCAAAUCUGACUCUAGCCCGAUAGUUGGGCAGGUGACCGGUAACAUGGAAGCAAGGGAAGGACGCAUGGCACAAUACAAGGACCUUGUACUUGCCCUGUUGAAAGGCUUCGAAGAGUUCAAGAUCGCCCAAAUUCCCCAGGCGGAAAACGCGGAUGCAGACCUUCUCUCCAAAUUAACGCAGUAUGCUCCAGAGCACGUUUCAAAACUUGCCCGGGUAGAGAUCCUUGACCGUGCAAGCAUCGAAAAAUUGGAAAUCGCCGCUAUAGCGGCCGGAAGCCAGUUUGACCGGUCAAACUUGGUCGGGGCGGACGACCAUUGGAUGUAUGAUCUGAUGGAAUAUUUGGUGGAUGGGAGCUUGCCAGAACAAGAUGACCGGGCAAGAAAAGUGAAGCUCAGGGCACUCCGAUUUCAGAUUCUUGAUGGAAAGCUGUAUAAAAGGGCAUUUGGGGGGCCACUCCUGAGAUGUCUAACCAACCGGGAGGCUGAGCGAGUCAUAGCGGAGGUCCACGAAGGCGUAUGCGCGGCGCAUCAAAUGUCCCCAAGGCUGCCCAUCGAAGCUGAAUUCCCAAUGUUCCGGGAAUCAAAUUAUCAACCCCAACAAAAUGAGGAAGAUCACUUGGCCGAACUCAACUUGGUCGAAGAGCGGAGAAUGGCCGCGGAAGUCAAAAUGAGCACAUACCAACAAGUGGUGAAGAAGUACCAUGAUAACAAGGUUGGGCCGCGGUACUUCCAAGUUGGGGAUGAAAUCCUACGAAGAAGAGAAGCAAGUAGACCCGGCGACGGAGGAAAGCUAGCCAAAAAUUGGGAAGGGCCUUACCGGGUGAGAGCUAUCAUUCGCCCGGGGACCUACCGGUUAGAAACUCUUGAAGGGGUACCAGUAGAAAGAACCUGGAAUUCCCAUCAUCUUCGCAAGUUCUACAAAUGAUUGUAAUACUAGGCAAGGCCUACUUUAUUAUCAAUCAAACCGAUGAUGUUCAAUACUCUAUUUGGUAGCGGCAGGAUUGAUAGGUC
Cuscuta campestris is the source of this 3693-nucleotide messenger RNA. Lineage: Eukaryota; Viridiplantae; Streptophyta; Magnoliopsida; Solanales; Convolvulaceae. The record is from the annotation of a GenBank genome assembly.